AUGUACAGGCAUCAGAAGACCCCGCUGGACAAUGAACAGAACUGCUUCCAAUACUUCGAAGAGCUGCUGCUGUGCCACUCUGUCAGGAGACCUCCUUUCAGUGUUGAGCUGUUCAGCCCAGAGCAGGUGGAGAUGCUGGCGGAGUUCGUAAUCAACACCUACUUCAGACACUUCAAACUCUACAAGUACAUGUUCACCCCACAGGUGAGACUCGAUGUGACUCUGUCCUAUACUGGGAUGUCUGAAGAGACUGUGGUCCAGGAUGAGGAGAAAAAACCGUCCUCAUCACCGGAGCCCAGUCCAGAAGAGCAGAGCACAGACACAGCCCUGGUGGAGGAACCAGGCCCCUCCCCCAGGGCGGAGCUGAGGCAGUACAUCCAAUCGGAGCUCAGCGCGGAGGUCAGCAGACUGCAGGCGUCGCUGGGGGAGAAACUGAGGCUGAAUGCAGAGGCCCUGAGCAACAAGCUGACUCAGCUGGAGGAGAGGAGCGCGGGGCAGAGAGACAAGAGAGACAAGGGGAAGAAGAAAUAACACACCCUCUCCCCCUCCACCCCCUCCCUCUCCAACACUAAUAUAAAACCCUGGACAGAGCUACAGCAGCUACCCAAC
Messenger RNA from Polyodon spathula (Mississippi paddlefish), 609 nucleotides. It is a transcript of the gene cfap119, whose product is annotated as coiled-coil domain containing 189. The transcript has 6 exons. NCBI's taxonomy places the organism in Eukaryota, Metazoa, Chordata, Actinopteri, Acipenseriformes, Polyodontidae. The record is from RefSeq and is a predicted model, not a curated record. Bases 1 to 531 code for a protein of 176 amino acids.